This is a messenger RNA of Anopheles funestus (African malaria mosquito), 566 nucleotides long. RefSeq names its product zinc finger HIT domain-containing protein 1. Gene Ontology annotation, cellular component: Swr1 complex. The transcript has a single exon. Gene Ontology annotation, molecular function: nucleosome binding. The record is from RefSeq and is a predicted model, not a curated record. Lineage: Eukaryota; Metazoa; Arthropoda; Insecta; Diptera; Culicidae. Gene Ontology annotation, biological process: chromatin remodeling. Bases 1 to 474 code for a protein of 157 amino acids.
AUGGCAGGACGUGAAUCGGGACGUAUCCGAGAGGCGGACAAAAAACGCACCUUAGAUGAUGUGGCACGAAAGCGUCGUGCUCGGAAGGCGUUGGAAGCACUGGAGCAGGACAACUUCCAUGAAGAUCCACACGCCGACUUGGUGAUGUCAAAAAAGGUGCCCAAGUUUAGUGACAAUCUGGAUGGGAGUGGACCGAGCAGGAAGAAGAAUCGCCGCACGAAGGGUGCAGAGUAUUAUCGGGCAAAGUAUCGAAAAACGUUCCCCCAGUUGUUGGACGAAGAGAAACAGCAACGGCCAGAUCCGCCGAAUUACUUCAGUGCGGCUGCACCACCUUCCCGGUUGCCGGAACGACACUUUUGUGCGGUUUGUGGCUUUCCAUCGAGCUACACAUGUACCGCUUGUGGAACGAGAUAUUGCUGCGUUCGUUGUUUGGGAACCCAUCAGGAUACAAGGUGCUUGAAGUGGACCGCUUAGAGAGCCGGCGUUAGACUAUUACUCUACGGAAGGUCGAAAAUGUACAGUGAUUAGCAGGAGGAAAGAAUAAAUGGAAAACAAUUCUUACUUUA